Messenger RNA from Larimichthys crocea (large yellow croaker), 5297 nucleotides. It is a transcript of the gene dennd4b, whose product is annotated as DENN/MADD domain containing 4B. The record is from RefSeq and is a predicted model, not a curated record. Gene Ontology annotation, cellular component: cytoplasmic vesicle. Gene Ontology annotation, molecular function: protein binding. NCBI's taxonomy places the organism in Eukaryota, Metazoa, Chordata, Actinopteri, Sciaenidae. The transcript is spliced from 29 exons. The coding region runs from base 343 to 4908 and encodes 1521 amino acids. Gene Ontology annotation, biological process: regulation of Rab protein signal transduction.
AAAAAAAACAUCUGGAUGGAGGAGAAAAGAGUUCAGCACUUGAGGUGCAUCUCUGACUUUAUGUUCUGUUUCUCGUAGUGCUGAAUUGAAUCAUUUGAGAUGUUUGAAAUCUUUUUAGUGGAGAAAGUUUCUGCUUCUCAGAUUUGAGGAUUUCCUGUCGGCGUGUGAAGACAGAAACUAUCAUCGUCAUGAAAGUAACCAUCGAUUUGUUCUGAACGCUCGUCGUCGUUAAAAGGUUUGUUGACGACCUUUUGUUCACGAUGAAGACGAAGAUGUUGGUUCAGUUCAAAUAACGCUGCGUGACAUCUUCACAAAGAAGUCUGAGGAAACGGAGGUGUAGUGAUGAGCAGUGGAGGGCAGACAGACGGCAUGACAGAGGAGAAAUGUCCCCAGCUGGUGGACUACUUUGUAGUGGCGGGUCUCGACCCUGCAGGACCCUGGAGGCCCCUGGAUGAGGAUGGCAGGACCUCCGCCAACUCCUCCUCGACACCCUCCUCGUCAUCUUCAUCGGGCCGAGCGGUGGAGUCGGUGACGGACCUGGCGGUGAUUGCCCGGGGGCUCGGGGAGGAAGUGCCGGAGGGCUUCACCUGCAUCGAGAGGACGCUGGGCGGACACUCAGCCGAGCUGAGCGCCGGCCUCAUCAACAACCCGCACCUUUACCUGUGCUACCGCCGAGGGCGAGACAAGCCGCCCAUCCUGGACCUCGGGGUUCUGUAUGAAGGGAAGGAGCAGCUGAAGCAGGGCUGGUACGUCAUCGAGACGACGCCCUACAGCCGCUCGGCCAGCCUGAGCGCCGGUGGCGCUCCGACGGCUCACCGGGUGUUCCUGACGUACCGGCGGGCUCUGGACUCUCAGGGCCUCCACACGCUGGGUGUCACCGACAUCGCCCUGCUGCUGCCCAGCAAAGGAGAGGUCGCCCCGCACACCUUCUGCCGGGUCGACAAGAACCUCAACACCGGCAUGUGGGGUCCAGCUCUGUAUGUGUGCUACAAGAGAGCUGUGGCCAAAGCCAACGCCUUGGUCUACAAAGCCAAUCUGAUCAGCCGGUACCCAGAGGAGGACCUGGAGGCGUUUCCUCUGCCGGAGUCGGUUCCGGUCUUCUGUCUGCCGAUGGGCGUCACCGUGGAGAGCUGGCCGCUGAACACCAAGUACCAGCUGCCCGUCUUCUCCACCUUCGUUCUCACCUCCGCCUCCGGGGACAAGGUUUACGGAGCCGCCAUCCAAUUCUACGAGUCGUUCUCCCGGGAGCUGCUGUCGGAGCGGCAGAGCGUGAGGCUCGGGCUGCUCAGCGUGGUCGACCGGCGGCCGAUCACCAACCGCAGCCUGCAGGUGAAGAAGAGCAUCUGCGUCCUCUCUCACUGGCCCUUCUUCAACGUCUUCCAGAAGUUCCUCACCUUCGUCUACAGAUACUCCAUCUCCGGACCUCACGUCCUGCCGCUCGAAAAACACAUCUCCAGCUUCAUGCACAACGUCCCGUUUCCCUCCCCACAGAGGCCUCGCAUCCUCGUUCAGCUCUCUCCGUACGACAACCUGCUGCUCUGCCAGCCGGUCUCCUCUCCACUCCCACUCAGCGGUGCGAGCUUCCUGAAGCUGCUGCAGAACCUCGGCCCGGAGAACGCCUGCACGCUGCUGCUCGCCGUCCUCACCGAACACAAACUGCUGCUGCACUCGCUCCGGCCCGACGUCCUGACCUCCGUCAGCGAGGCGCUCGUCUCCAUGAGUUUCCCUCUGCGCUGGCUCUGUCCGUACAUCCCUCUGUGUCCGCUGCAGAUGGCCGACGUGCUGCUCGCUCCGAUGCCGUUCAUCGUGGGCGUCCACUCCAGCUACUUCGACCUGUACGACCCCCCCACCGACGUGGUGUGUGUCGACCUGGACACCAACACCAUCUUUCAGUCAGAGGACAAGAAGCCGUUGUCAUGGCGAUCAUUACCCAGGAAGCACGGCAAGACUCUGUUCAACACCCUCACCAACCUGCACAAGACCCUGGAGAAGAUUUGCACUCCUGGUCAGGAGGAGGCGACGUUGGAGUUCCUGCUGACGGACUACGAUCAGAUCUACAGGAGUCAGAAGCAGCUGGAGUUGGAGAUCCAGGAGGCGUUCCUUCGCUUCAUGAGCUGCCUGCUGCGAGGAUACCGGACGUUCCUGCUGCCCAUCACCCAGGCGCCGUCCGACACCACCACCGACUGCAGCUCGCUGUUCAACCUGCAGGGUUUCCUGAAAUCUCGCGAUCGGACGCAGCAGAAGUUUUACAGCCAGCUGACGAGGACUCAGAUGUUCACUCAGUUCAUCGAGGAGUGUUCGUUUGUGAGCGACCGACACGCCUGCCUCGAGUUCUUCGAUGAGUGCGUCCAAAAGGUGGACGUGGAGAAGCCGGAGGAGGUGAGGCUGAUCGAUCUGGAUGAGACUCACAGCGGGGAACACACGGUCUUCAUCAUGCCUCCUGAAGAACCUCAAGAACCGGACGGGUCCGAGUGCCCCGCCCUCUACAGCUAUGAAACCUUCCCCACGCUGAGGCUGGAGCUCUUUGACCGGCCCCAGGAUCAGCUCCGGGUCCCGGCUAAGGGCAGCGCUCCGAGUAGCCCCGCCCCCAGACGCACAAAACAGGAGAUCAAGUUGGCCCAGAAGCGAGCCCAGAAGUACUCGGCGGUGGCGGACAUGUGGUCCAAGUGUCUGCUGGGUCACUGUUACGGCCUCUGGUUCAUCUACCUGCCCACCUUCGUCAAGGCGGAGAGCGCGAAGGUGCGCGCGCUGCACACGGCCUACGACGUCCUCAAACACAUGGAGAACCGCAAGGUGGUGCUGCCGGACGAGGUGUGUUACAGGAUCCUGAUGCAGCUCUGUGGUCAGUACGGUCAGCCAGUCCUCGCUGUUCGAGUCCUGCUGGAGAUGAAGAAGGCUGGGAUCACCCCCAACACCAUCACCUACGGAUACUACAACAAGGCAGUCCUGGAGAGCAAGUGGCCGUCCACCAGUCAGGGCGGACGUCUCCGCUGGGCCAAGCUGAGGAACGUCCUAUUGGCUGUGGCUCAGUUCAGACAGCCAAUCAAACGGCGUCAGAAGAGCGGCUCGGUGGAAUCGCGAGGAGAAGCAAUGAUGGAUGACCAGAGGCUCCGCCCACACUCGACUCUGAUUCGUCAGUCCAGCUGGAGCGGUCUGUCUGAAAGCUCCAGUCACGAGUCUCUGACGGGUUCGCUGGUGAAGAGCAACAGUCUGAGCAGCAUGAAGACGCCGAGCGACAAGGUCCGUCUCUGCAAGAACACCGCCCUCCGUAACGCAGCGACCAACGGCUGCGACGACCCCGUCUCCCGUAAACCUCCCAUAGGACGCAGAGACACCUCCACACCGCCUCCGGCGCCCCCUGGUGGUGUUCUGGUCCAGAGGAGUCAGGUCUGCCUCUCCACCUUCUACAAAGACUGUGCCGAGUCGGCCGACUCUGAGUCAGACUGCAGCUGCCAGCCGGUGGAGAGAGACGGCAGACCUGCAGGAACUCGAGACACGGCCGGCAGAAAUAAAGUCGUGGACGAGAACUACAACAACGUCGCCUCCCCGAGCCGAGGAGGUCUGGCAGGAAAACUCCAGCAGCUCCUCACUCCGACCAGACACCGAGUGUCCGUUCGACGAGCCGCCAGCGUGGACGACCGGCGACCAGGAGGAGGAGCAGGGAUAGGACGAAGGGUGUCUGAACAGAGACAGUCGAGGAAAGCUCAAGUGGCUGAAACGCUGCUGAAAGCCAAAGAGAGGCUGGUCAGCGCUACCUCCGAGAGUUCAUUGUCUGUAGGAAGUGACCUCGACUUGACGGACACGCCCAGUCCAGCCUAUCCUCUGCGCCGGUCCUGGGACGCCAAUCAAGAGGCGACGGGCCUGGAGGUGUUGAUGUCCAGCUGCUCUCUGUGUCGCAGCUGUAACUCGUUAGUUUACGACGAGGAGAUCAUGGCCGGCUGGACGUCAGACGACUCCAACCUGAACUCGUCCUGCCCGUUCUGCUGCGCCUCCUUCGUCCCCUUCCUGAACGCUGAGAUAUGUGACUUCGGACCUGUCAGCAGCACGGAGCGCAGCAACUGGAACAUGGAGGACGAGGUGGAGAGCGCCGUCAGGCCCCCCAGUGGUCAGGAGGCCUCCCUGCGACACCAGUGUAAUGGUUUGAGUGAAGACUCCAGCUCCGAGACCAGCAGCUACUCCGAGAACAGCAGGGCGACCACGGGUUCCUCAGUGGGCGGGGCUCCACAGGUGACCGUGGCCUACCUGAGCCCUUUGGUUCUGAGGAAGGAGCUGGAGAGUCUGCUGGAGAACGAGGGCGAGGCGGUGCUGGCUCAGCCUCAGUUCCUAGACAACCACUCCAUCAUCUUCUGGAACCUGGUCUGGUACUUUCAGCGCCUCGGACUGCCCAACAACCUGCUGCAACUGGUCAGAGCAUCGCCACUGGUCAGCCAGUUCACACAGUCUGAGAACUCGGCGGUGAGGGUGAGGCUCCUCUGGGACACCCUGACCCCUGACGUGGACCAGUGGCCGCCCCUCUACAUCCUGUGGAGGAUCCACAGUGGCGUCCCGAUGAGGAGCUACAGCUGGCGGAGGCACAACCACCCGUUCACUCUGUCCUUCCUGGAGGAGGUGCUGCGGUGGGUCGGCAUGAACGAGGUGCACAAAGCCGUCACCCUGUUCCUCGACACGCUGGCCAAGCAGCCGGGCUCGGCCUGGACUCAGAGGAGUUUGUACAGAGAGUUCCUCUUCCUCACCCUGGCAGCUAUGGGCAAAGAUCACGUCGCUGCGUUUGAUAAAAAGUACAAGGUGGCGUACACUCGGCUCAGCGGCACUCUGGGUCGGGAGGAGCUCAGGAAGAAGCGAGCUCAGCCUCCCAGCCCCAAAGCCGUCGACUGCAGACGCAGCUUCCACCCGCCGCUCGAAUGCUGAUGAACCGGGAACAAAGCGUCCCCGAGGACUUGUUCGGCGGCGUUCAUCCCUCUGAGGGGAUACCCACAAUCCCCUGCUGCCUUCACCUGCUUGUAUUCUUCACCUUUCUGCUGCCUCCUGGUGGAUGUCGGAGCGACGCGCUCCUUCCUGUCCUCUGUAGCUCUGUUUGCCUCGUCGAUGUGAAUCCAGCAGCUCUUUGUCGCCAUUAAAGCUCCGAGCUGAGCCGGACUGAAGAGCUCGUACACGACUUUCAACGCGCCAAGCCAAGAUCUAUGCAUCAGUCUGUAACGAGACGUCCUGCAUCGUCGUCUGAAGGCAAGACACCCGGUCGAGGCACGUCCAGAGGGAUCCGCUGUGUCGGCGUAAACUUCCUGUUUCUCCCAGUUUUU